AGUCGACUAGGGGGCGGUGUCACCUGAAAGUUGAUUCCGAUCGUUUAUUGAUCCAUGCUCCGGCCAGAUCAGCUCUUUUAGCGGGUCUAUAGGCUUUCUCCUUCAGCGUGAAUCAGCGGCCUGUGGCGGGAAGAUGCUCCGCGUGAGGGCGGCCGUGUGUCGGUCCUGGAGGGGGUUUAAGACGGUCCCCUGUGCAGCUGUGGAGGUGAAAAAUGAGCCAAUCCUGAGCUUCAAAGAGGGCAGCCAUGAGAGGGUGGAGCUGCUGAAGGCCUUGGCGAGCGUGAAGGGGAGGACGGAGGAGAUCCCGUGUGUGGUGGGAGACGAGCACGUGUGGACCAAAAGCAUCAGAUACCAGCUCUCUCCCUUCAAUCACUCACACAAGGUGGCGAAGUUCUGCUACGCUGACAAGGAGCUCAUCAACAAAGCCAUCACAGCGUCUGUGGCGGCGAGGAAGGAGUGGGACCUGAAGCCCGUCGAGGACCGAGCUCAGAUCCUCUUCAAAGCCGCCGACGUCAUCAGCGGACCCAGGAGAGCCGAGAUCCUGGCCAAGACCAUGAUCGGACAGGGGAAGACGGUGGUGCAGGCGGAGAUCGACGCCGCCGCGGAGCUCAUCGACUUCUUCAGGUUUAAUGCCAAACACGCCAUCGAGCUGCAGCAGCAGCAGCCGCUGGACGCAGAGGGAAGCGCCAACACGACACUGUACCGAGGGCUGGAGGGGUUUGUAGCUGCUGUGGCUCCGUUUAACUUCACUGCCAUUGGUGGAAACCUGGCGGGCACCCCGGCUCUGAUGGGUAACGUCGUCCUCUGGAAGCCGAGUGACACCGCCAUGUCUGCCAGCUACACCGUGUAUAAAAUCCUCAGGGAGUGCGGCAUGCCACCAAACAUCAUCCAGUUCUUGCCCGCUGACGGCCCCGUGUUCGGAGACACCAUCACCGCCUCGGAGCACCUGGCAGGCAUCAACUUCACCGGCAGCGUGCCGACGUUUAAGCGUCUUUGGAAGCAGGUCGCUCAGAACCUGGACAUCUACAGGACUUUCCCUCGACUGGCAGGAGAGUGCGGGGGGAAGAAUUUCCACUUCGUCCACAUGUCAGCGGACAUCCAGAGCGUUGUGACAGGGACGAUUCGCUCGGCAUUCGAGUACGGAGGUCAGAAGUGCUCGGCCUGCUCGAGGAUGUACGUACCGGACAGCCUGUGGCCGCAGAUCAAAGAGCAGCUGCUCGCCAUCCACAAGGACAUCCGAGUGGGCGACCCUGUCGAGGACUUCAGCACCUUCUUAUCAGCUGUGAUCGACGACAAGUCGUUCGGGCGGAUAAAGAAGUGGCUCGAACACGCCAAGUCUUCCCCAAACCUGAAAGUCAUCGCCGGAGGAAACUGCGACGACAAGAAGGGCUACUUCGUGGAGCCGACCAUCAUCGAGACCAAAGACCCGCAGGACGCCAUCAUGAACGAGGAGAUCUUCGGGCCCGUCCUCGCCGUUUACGUUUAUCCUGAGAAGGACUACAGAGAGGUUCUGCGGCUGAUCGACGCCACGUCGCCGUAUGCGCUGACCGGAGCUGUGUUCGCCAAGGACGAGAAGGUGAUCGACGAAGCCUCCAGAGUGCUGAGGAACGCAGCGGGAAACUACUACAUCAACGACAAAUCCACCGGCUCCAUCGUGGCUCAGCAGCCGUUCGGGGGCGCCAGAGCUUCAGGUACGAACGACAAACCUGGAGGUCCUCACUACGUCCUCAGGUGGACGUCUCCACAGACCGUGAAGCGGACGCACGUCCCCCUCACAGAGUGGAAGUACCCCUACAUGGGCUGAGGAGGAGUCCGUCCACCCGUCUGUCCGUCCGUCCAUCAGCUGAGACCACACGCGGCCCGAUCGCCUCCUCGUCUCGCUGCACUGAACCUGGACGUGUCUUCCAUCCUAACACAGCUGCUUUUCUAAUCAAUCAUAGUAGAGUCAUCAGUAAGGUCCUGUGAGCACGGCAGGUCCAGGUGUGCGGCUCAGGCCUCAGCUGAGAUGAUUAGUUCAUUAAUCAGUCGGUAUCUGUCCUGUUAAGAGUUAUCGUUGGUUUAAAGCUCAUGAUUUAAAACUCUAGUGGAAGUCGAAGUCUGUUUUAGAGUUUUUUCAAUUUCUGUCUGACCUCAUUUCCUGUGUGACGUAGAAAUAACUUCCUGUUUGUGGGGGCAGACAGUGAGCGUCACCUGCAGCAGAGCUCACACCGACUCAUUAUCGGGCCUGCAGCACAAAUGUCCGUCCCUGCUGGUCUGGACUCGACCCGCGUCCGUCUCUUUGAAUCAGAACUGUAUUUUCAGAACGUGCCUGCCUUAGAAACUCUGAUGGUUACUUUUCAACAAUAAAUAAUGGAAACAUUU
Messenger RNA from Oreochromis niloticus (Nile tilapia), 2361 nucleotides. RefSeq names its product aldehyde dehydrogenase 4 family, member A1 (gene aldh4a1). NCBI's taxonomy places the organism in Eukaryota, Metazoa, Chordata, Actinopteri, Cichliformes, Cichlidae. Gene Ontology annotation, molecular function: L-glutamate gamma-semialdehyde dehydrogenase (NAD+) activity. The coding region runs from base 134 to 1804 and encodes 556 amino acids. The transcript has 15 exons. The record is from RefSeq and is a predicted model, not a curated record.